Messenger RNA from Fusarium falciforme, 2082 nucleotides. RefSeq lists its product as hypothetical. NCBI's taxonomy places the organism in Eukaryota, Fungi, Ascomycota, Sordariomycetes, Hypocreales, Nectriaceae. The record is from RefSeq and is a predicted model, not a curated record. The transcript is spliced from 2 exons. The coding region runs from base 1 to 2082 and encodes 693 amino acids.
AUGAUGCAUCUCGUGGCAUUUUUGGCGUGGCUAGCAUGGAUAUUUCCUGUCCAUGCAACCGCGCCAAAUGUCGGUUGGCGAGCCACUAUCAUCGCGAGCCAGAUCCUCGCCAUUCCCGAAUUCCUCAACCAGCACGAGAGGGUCCUCGACGUCCGCGUUCCCAUCACCUUCCAUCGUGUAGCAUCAAAGGCGGAUUCGUUCACAUUAGACCUCUCUACGUCUCCAUAUUAUCCGGCAAAUGAAACUGGCUAUAAUCGCACAUUGGUUUACACCGAAGUUGUCCAAGCCACGAGCGCAAACCCAGAGUUUGAACAGACCUUUCGAUUCAGCAUCUCCACAACCGGCUGGGAAGACUUGCUCAUUCUGGUCAACGUCGACGAUGGGAGUGGUGGUCGUUAUUCAGUCGAGACGGGCGGAGCCAUCCUCUUCUACAACCGAGAACAAGAAUGGUGGUCAGGACGCAACAUCUCGGAACACGCUCAUCACAUCAACAACGAGAUCGUGGAGGAGAGAAAGGCCAUCGUCCCGAUGGGCAUCGACAACGUUACAGUAGCUGAAACAAAGCCUACACCGGGAGUUUAUGUCCCAGUCGACCACAUGGAGCCGAAAGAGAAGAACGAGACGGCUCCCUCCGUGUCUUCAACUACACCAUCUCAAAUAGUAGUCCCAUCGACGGUGCCUCCAAACCCUGUUGUCAGUACCAACCCAGGAGCCAGCUAUACCCCUAUACCCGAGAAACCUUCCGUCCCUGUUCAAGAGUCAAUCCAUCAGUCGCAGUCAUUCCCACCAUCGAAAUGUGAACCUGUCACCGAGACGGUAUAUCACACGGUCACCGUGUACGCGGAGCACUCUCCAUCCUUCUCCUGUUCAUGUGACUCAAAGCAUGACAAGAAAUCUCUCGAUGCUCGAGACGAUAUCGUACCGGCAUACGUCAAGGCCAAAUUCACCUUCACGGACCGUUGGGGCCGGACAAUGCCACUCCGCCACCUGGUAAUCAUAGCAUAUGCGGAUCUCUUCGAGCAACCCGAAGGAUACAGAGUCGGACCUUGGUCUUCCAUAGCCUUUACAGAUGUCAACGGAGAGGCGACUUUUACCUUCAGCAUCGGAAAAAACCACAAGAUUGUUACCAAUACUCUCUAUGUGAUCCUCCGGGGCGAGCAUUACGCCAUCGGAACCCGACGGGAUGAAACGGAGGACUUUGUACAGAGCGAGAUCCGCAAGAGUCUAGCAAAGCAGCAGUGGACUUUCCUAGCAGGAGAAACCAUCGAAGUCACAGUCAACUUUGAGGACACCGAGUACAAUCGGGCCCUCUGGGUAGCUGACGCCUACGAAUACCUCUCAUCCUACGUCAAGGAAGAGAUCGCCAACAGAGACGGUGAACUGACACAAGUCCAAAUUUGGUAUCCAGCGCCUUCCUCCGGUGCCUUCUUUUCGGAUGCCACAGCAGAUCCGGUUUAUAUCAGUAUCCCUGAUAGCCAGUCCGAGAUCCCAGCGACUAUGGGACAUGAGUACGGGCACUUUAUCCAUUACUUGGCACGAAUGAAAGCAACCCUCUUUGCUGGAGGAGUGCACAACUUUUGUAAUCUUAACGACUUGACGACGACAUCGAUCUCGGAGGGCUACGCCAGCGCACUCGGUCUCAUGGCCCUGUAUGGCACACCUCUAGUCGACGGCAAAUACUUUCAAUACGCCUAUCGAUGGCAUGACGGUCUAGGAAAUGUUGUGAUAACGGGUCCCGAUCUCGAAAACUACUCCUGCGACAAAAGAAAGAUGAGUUAUGAUGAGGGACGUAUAGCAGCGGCCCUUAUCGAUCUUGUCGACCCUCGAAUAGACGAGUAUCCGACAGAGGACAGCGACAUUGGACACAUUGCACCUGAUUUCAACCCAGAGCUGCACAACUUUCGUCUCACCCCCCGCCUCGUUUUCUGGCGUGCGAUGGCUACGAAUCCCCAUAGCAUUGCUCAGUAUUGGUACGACUUACAAUGGACACUCACAGAAGAAAAGAGGAAGCAAGUUUGGUCUGUCUUUGAAUACAACUGGGCCGAUUUUCCUGUUAAUGGGGAAACAACAGUCUGGACAUAG